CUCAUAUUCGGACAUGGAGAACUGGGAAGACGACGAUCAGAGCCCUGUUGUGACCAGCAUGACACUGGACAAUGAGGAAAGUCAUAGGAAAGGUGGUGGAGGUGGUUUUGGGACUCCAGGGGGCAAUAGGGGUCGGGGCUUUAGAGGACGAGGCGGAGGCUUCAAGAGCUUCAGUUCAGGAUUUGACGAAAAUAGAAAUGAAGUUGAUGGUAGCAGCUCCUGUAAUGGUGGUGGAUUCAGGGGAAGUGGCAGCAGAGGUUUCAAAAGUGACUUUGGUAGCAGAGGUGGGCGUGGAGGAAGAGGAGGCCGUGGAGCUUUCCAAAAGGGUGAUGAUGAAGGUAGAAGACGCUUUGGUGGAGGUGGAGGAUACAGAGGACGGGAUGAGGAGGUGUUUUCAAAGGGAUCACAGGAGGAUGGUGAUGGAAAAGAAGAUGGUGGGACAGCAGGACCCAAAGUCAUCUAUAUACCCCCUCCACCUCCAGAAGAAGAGACCUCAGUUUUUGCCCAUUAUGCAACAGGCAUUAAUUUUGACAAGUAUGAUGAUAUUCUUGUAGACGUAAGUGGAACCAAUCCACCCAGAGCAAUCAUGACAUUUGAAGAAGCACAACUCUGUGAGACUCUUAACAGAAAUGUUGCCAAAUCAGGAUACGAAAAGCCUACACCUGUUCAGAAGCACGGUAUUCCAAUCAUUUCUGCCGGAAGGGAUCUUAUGGCUUGUGCCCAGACUGGAUCUGGAAAAACGGCUGCGUUUUUGCUGCCUAUUCUGCAGCAUCUCAUGAGUGAUGGUGCAGCAGCCAGCAAGUUCAGUGAGGUGCAGGAGCCUGAAGUAAUCAUUGUGGCUCCCACCAGGGAACUCAUUAAUCAGAUUUACCUCGAGGCCCGCAAGUUUGCCUAUGGCACUUGUGUGCGUCCUGUCGUGGUUUAUGGUGGCACAAGCACUGGAUAUGCAAUCCGAGAAGUGUUGAAGGGCUGUAACGUGUUGUGCGGCACACCUGGAAGAUUGCUCGACAUUAUCGGACGUGGAAAGGUUGGACUAAGUAAAGUUCGUUUUUUGGUGCUGGAUGAAGCUGAUCGAAUGUUGGACAUGGGCUUUGAGCCAGACAUGCAAAAGCUGGUGAACUCUCCAGGAAUGCCUCCUAAAGAAGAACGGCAAACCCUCAUGUUCAGUGCCACAUAUCCAGAGGAUAUUCAAAGGUUGGCAGCUAAUUUCCUUAAGGUGGAUUAUCUCUUCCUGGCUGUGGGGGUGGUGGGAGGAGCCUGCAGCGACAUAGAGCAGGUCAUCAUUCAAGUCACUCAGUACUCAAAGAGGGAGAAGCUGCUGGAGCUGCUGAAGACCACAGGGACGGAGAGGACAAUGGUCUUUGUUGAAACCAAAAGAAGUGCAGAUUUCAUUGCAACUUUUCUCUGUCAAGAGAAAGUGUCCACUACUAGCAUCCAUGGUGAUCGGGAACAGCGAGAGCGGGAGAAAGCUCUCAGUGACUUUCGCACAGGUCAGUGUCCUGUGCUGGUUGCUACUUCUGUCGCUGCUAGAGGUCUGGACAUUGAGCAUGUGCAGCAUGUGGUGAACUUUGACCUACCAAAAGACAUAGACGAGUAUGUGCACCGCAUUGGGAGAACGGGACGAUGUGGAAACACAGGAAGAGCUGUGUCCUUCUUUGACCCAGAGCCUGAUACUCCUCUAGCUCGCUCUCUGGUCAAAGUCCUCUCAGGGGCCCAACAGGAAGUACCUUCAUGGCUGGAGGAAAUUGCAUUCAGUGCUCAUGGCACCACAGGGUUUAACCCACGUGGUAAAGUGUUUGCCUCCACUGACACUCGCAGGGGUGAAUCAUUCCUUAAGAACCAGACACCACAGCCAGCUGCAGAUGCCGAUGAUGAGGACUGGGAGUAGAUUUACUUUUAGGAUUUAAGCUUUUUUGUUGUGUGAUUUCUGUGUUCUGUUUUACUUUUUUUAUGUUAAAGAAAAGAAGCCUAUGGGCCCAAAGAGAAGUGUGCAGAGAAAGUUGAAUGUGGCAGACCUUGAGCUUAGGAACUAAAAGGAUCCACAGGUUCAGCCUGAUGAUAAGCAGCUUCACGGUAUAAUUUUUUGGUGAAUCACUUAACUGCUCAAUGUGUUUGCACUUAGUUUGUGUUUUUUUGGUUUUCCUGUAGAUCAGUAGGUAGGCGUCAGUGUGGAUUAUUCACAUUUUCAGUAUGCAAAAGUACAUUGAUUUUGUAAAAGCCUUUAACUGAGGGUUGUCUCUGGCCUCUUUAAGUAAAUAAAGCUCUUUUCUGCCAGAGGUUUCCAUGUUGCCUUUUGAUAAAUGUGUGAAG
Molecule: messenger RNA, 2310 nt
Organism: Tachysurus vachellii
Lineage: Eukaryota; Metazoa; Chordata; Actinopteri; Siluriformes; Bagridae
Gene: ddx4
Product: DEAD (Asp-Glu-Ala-Asp) box polypeptide 4
Exons: 20
Coding region: 14-1888 (624 amino acids)
Biological process (GO): gamete generation; cell differentiation
Cellular component (GO): P granule; nucleus
Molecular function (GO): RNA binding; ATP binding; RNA helicase activity
Source: RefSeq, a predicted model, not a curated record